CCCUCACCUAAAUUCAUUCAUUCAUCUUCAAGCCCUUUUAAAUAUGAUCUUCAGAUGAACUCUCCUUCUUCUUCUUCUGCAGAAAACAAGACUAUCAACUCGGAAAUCUCCAAAUGGGAAAUUCCACAUCUUGUGCACCUUCAAUAAUCUGCAGCAACAAUGGGGUUAUAAAGGUCUUUAUAUUCUGCAAUGGGGAUUUACAGAUCUUCUCAAAACCAGUCAAAGCAGCGGAGCUCAUGCUGGAGAAUCCAGGCAACUUCUUAUGCGACUCAGAGAGCUUGAAAGUUGGGCAAAGAAUUGAAGGAUUAUCAACUGAUGAAGAGCUGGAAGCUUUCAAAUUUUACUUUUUACUCCCCAUGGAGCUGCUGCUGUAUUCGGUGCUGACUGAAGACGAAAUUGCAAGUUUCACAAGUAAGGCUGCCUUGGCUUUGAAGCAGAAGCAGAAGGCAAAUUAUUCUAAACAUUUUGGGAAAAUAUUUCCUGUUUCUCUGACUGAGUUUUGCCUGUUUCCAUCAUCAGAAGUGAAAACAAAAACAGAUUGUUUUUCACAACAGGCUGUUGCAGAUGAUGAUGAUCAGCCUGCAAUGGAGAGGUUCUUUAAGCAGAGAUCAUGGAAGCCUGCCUUAGAAACCGUUUUUGAACAUCCAAAUAGCUAGAAUUUUCGAGUGUAUAGUUUUUGUGAUUA
Molecule: messenger RNA, 685 nt
Organism: Mangifera indica (mango)
Lineage: Eukaryota; Viridiplantae; Streptophyta; Magnoliopsida; Sapindales; Anacardiaceae
Exons: 1
Coding region: 114-656 (180 amino acids)
Source: RefSeq, a predicted model, not a curated record